This is a messenger RNA of Coregonus clupeaformis (lake whitefish), 4895 nucleotides long. RefSeq names its product solute carrier organic anion transporter family member 1C1. Gene Ontology annotation, cellular component: membrane. Gene Ontology annotation, molecular function: protein binding. The transcript has 15 exons. The record is from RefSeq and is a predicted model, not a curated record. NCBI's taxonomy places the organism in Eukaryota, Metazoa, Chordata, Actinopteri, Salmoniformes, Salmonidae. Gene Ontology annotation, biological process: transmembrane transport; sodium-independent organic anion transport. Bases 647 to 2839 code for a protein of 730 amino acids.
UGAACGCAUCAUGCGCAACACCGCAACGGACUAAUAAACAGCCCCUUUGAAGAUGAACUACUUUACCAUCACUUUACCUCUUUCACUCAAUUUAACGGUUAACAAAUUGAAAACAAGAUAACCACGGCACAGUGUUUUAUUGUCCUUAACCUUUUUGUCCAUCGAGAAGCUUUGCGUUGGAGCGAAUCAAUUCUGGAAGUAGGAUACAUAUCACCAUCCCGCGCGCUCUGCCUCUCUCCCUCUCUGUCUCAAGUGUUAUCACGUGCGUGAGCUAAUUUCUUCAAGCAGCGUUGGGGUUGCACAAACAGAUUCAGGUUCCAAACUGUUUAACUUCUCAGCGAGAAUGUUAUGAAAACUCGAUCUGAUUGAGGUCAAAUAUUUAGAUAAUUGGAACGGUGUAUGAUAAGAGGCGGGAAGAAGAACUUUGGAGAAAUACCUUAUUCUAUGACCUUUAAUAACCGGUGUCUUUACUGCUCUUCAUCCAUAUGGGACGUUUUCCCUGAGCUCGAGACAUCUGCCGCGCACUCUGCGCUGUCCAAACUCUCUGCCACCGGGAAUACUACGCGCUUUUGUCAUAGGUUGUUGUAUUACCUCAUUGGAAAAUAUAGGGCAAUUGUUUCAUGGUAGACUUGGGUUGCAUGCAUCAAUGCCAAGAAAUUUCAUUAGGGGAACUUUGCCCAAGGAAAACGAGAGCUAUCUGUGUAGGAUGGAGCCGGAGGCCAAGGAGAGAGGGACGACAGAGAACAGAGGCAGCUCCUCUACGAGGGAGCAACACUCCUCCUGCUCCAGCCUCAAGAUGUUCCUUGUGGCCCUGUCGUUUGCCUACUUUGCCAAGGCCUUGUCUGGCAGCUACAUGAAGAGCACAAUAACCCAGCUGGAGAGACGCUUUGACAUCCCCAGUUCCCUAACAGGUGUCAUCGAUGGGAGCUUUGAGAUAGGUAACCUGUUGGUGAUAGCAUUCGUGAGUUACUUUGGUGCAAAGCUGCAUCGGCCCAAGAUCAUAGCCAUGGGCUGUGUACUGAUGGCAGUGGGAACAUUCAUCAUCGCUCUGCCACACUUCCUCAUCGGACGCUAUAAGUUCGAAACGUCAAUCCGAUCGUCAGUGAAUUCAACCAAUAACCUCUCCCCAUGUCCAGCGCGCCUGUUGUCACCCUCCGCGCUAGCUUCGGGUGACCCGCUUUCUGAGGCACCAAGCACAGGGACAGUAGGUUGUGAAGGAGAGUCCAACCUCUCCAUGUGGAUCUAUGUGUUCCUGGGGAACGUCUUACGAGGGAUCGGGGAGACUCCAGUGCAGCCCCUUGGGAUCUCGUAUAUAGAUGAUUUCGCCAGGGAGGAAAAUGCUGCAUUUUACAUUGGCUGCGUUCAGACCAUAGCAGUCAUUGGUCCUGUGUUUGGCUAUUUACUGGGAUCCCUGUGUGCCAAAAUAUAUGUGGACAUUGGAUUUGUCAACAUGGAGAGUAUCACCAUAACCCCUGGUGAUGCUCGCUGGGUGGGGGCCUGGUGGUUAGGUUACCUUAUAGCUGGGGUGAUCACCCUGCUUUCAGCCAUCCCCUUCUGGUUCCUGCCCCGUUCCCUGCCCAUCCCGUCAGACCGAGGCCCAGCCCAGUGCACCCCGGAGCAGACUAGCUUCAUCAAAGACUCCCCUCUUCUGGAGCAUAAAUACAAAGCUGACGAGCCAGACAGCUUUCUGGAGAUGGCCAAAGAUUUCAUACCAACGUUGAAAACCCUCCUGGGGAACCCAGUGUACUUCAUCUACCUGUGUGUGACCAUCAUUCAGCUGAACUCUCUCAUCGGCAUGGUAACCUACAAGCCCAAGUACAUAGAGCAGCAUUACGGACAGUCAGCAUCAAAAGCCAAUUUCCUGAUGGGUACGAUCAACAUCCCUGCCGUGGCGUUGGGAAUUUUCACUGGCGGCCUACUCAUGAAGAGGCUGAAGCUGAGCAUCAUGGGAGCGGCCAAGUUUGCGUUCAGCACCUCUCUGAUAGGCUACUUCCUAUCCCUCUUCUUCUUCGCCAUGAGCUGCGAGAACGCCAAGGUGGCCGGGAUCACACUGCCCUAUAACAGGGUGGAUGGUGUAUCAUAUGAGGAGCCCUCAGUGUUCUCAGCCUGUAACUCAGACUGUGUGUGUUCAGACAAAGACUGGGACCCUGUCUGUGGAGAGGACGGCAUCACAUACGUCUCUCCCUGCCUGGCCGGCUGCCAGACCUCCACAGGAUCAGGGAAGAACACAGUGUUCUCUAACUGUAGCUGUGUGGUGACAGCAGGGCUGAGCAGUGGUAAUCUGACAGCCAGUGUAGGCCACUGUCCUCACAGAGACGACUGUGACCGCGUCUUCCCUUACUUCCUGGCUCUCUCUGUCAUCACUUCAUUUAUCAUCUCCCUGGGUGGCACGCCAGGCUACAUGGUCCUCAUCAGGUGUAUCAAGCCUCAACUGAAGUCCUUAGCUCUGGGGUUCCAUACUCUGUCCACACGUACACUUGCGGGUAUCCCAGCGCCCAUCUACUUUGGGGCGAUCAUCGACACCACGUGCCUGAAGUGGGGCCAGAAGAGAUGUGGAGGGACAGGAGCCUGUCGGAUAUACAACACUACAUCAUACAGGAUAGCGUACCUGGGUCUGACUAUGGGCCUGAGGACAGUUUCCUUCCUGCUGUGUAUAUUGGGAUUUGUGCUGCUCAAACGACACCUGCGGAGAGAGGAACGCAGCGCCCACCAAGUGGCCAAUGGCGGAGCAGAACUGGAGGCACUCAGGAAAGAGGAGGUCCUAGCCUUCAACUCGGACCAAUCACUACGGACUUCAACAACCGACUACAACAACACAGAGAGAGAGACACGGCUGUGACAGUCUGAGCCAAUCUCCUCUGAUCCCUCACGUUACACACACACACACACACACACACACGCGAGAUGUGCAGGAACCAACAACACUCUGCGCCUGACCAUCUCAUCUUAUAGAACAUAAAUUAUAUAUUUGUACUGGACCUGUCUAGGUUAUGUAUAGUAAAAAAAUAACAUGUUUUUGAUAUAACUGAAGUAUUUAAUGGAUGUACCUGCUGUAUUUUACAAAAACACAAAUGUAACAACAAAGAAUGUCAUAUUUGUUGUUGGUACAAAGAAAGCAUUUGAUUGAAUUUGUUAACCAUUGGUUAAUUGUUUUUACUGCAGUGAGAGUCCAGUUUCGGUCACUGAGUAUUUUUGUAACAACUCUUAAGGUAGUCUACAUUAUAAUAUUGUUAGACAGCCUCAAUCUGUUGAAAGAGAAUGUCAGACAUUCUGUGUUUCACUACUGUAAACAUUGCCAAAAUGUGAUCUCAAUAGCCCUGUUUAUACCGGGUUCUAACAUGCAUCCUUCGUCCUGAUCUUGAUUGGCCAGUGUUACCUAGUGUUGAUAUUUCAGUUUAACAUUUGUAGUGUUGAUUCCGGUGUUCAAUUAACUCUGUAAGUGUUAAAAUUAACACUCAGUGGUGUAAAAUAAGCCCACUGUUGGUGUUAAUAACCAGUGUUAAACCAAAACCACACUCAUCAUUAUAAUAUUUCCCAGCAUGCUCUAUUGCAGGUAGAUUCUUUUUUUAUAGAUUAUUUCAAUAUCUAUGUUUUUGCAUGUACAUUGAUUGAUUAAUUAAGUUUAUGCUACUCAAAUAUAAAUAACAUGCAUUUUUCUAAACAAAUACAAUAUGUUACUUGGACUUAUUGCACCCGGCAAUGAAAUGGUUGCUCCAGUUUAGAUGCUUUAGGUAGUCUUAUCUCUUAUCCUUCCCAACCCAGCAAUCAUUCUUGCAGGUUGCUGGUGAAUAAAAAUUCCAAACUUUGGCUAACCCUACUCUGGCAGGAUUCCAAUAGGAAUUACACAUCACUUUGCAAGCCAGCAUAAUGUGACUUGCACACCUGAUUUUGCCUGUAAACCAUGAGUUUCUGGCCACUGUAUUAGGGUUCAAACUAGGCCCUCAAAAUAAGGCCUUAUGAAUUGAGUUGUAUAAUUGUAUUUUAAUGAUAACAUAUUCACUUGGUGAAGGCCACAGGACUUAACAUGGAUGAAUGCAACAACCAUGUCUCUGUAACUAACAAGUACAGUAAUGGGUGGUAACUACAAUUAACUCGAAAGGCAAGGCACUCUGGGAAAUAUUCAAAUAAGGAUUUACACUAAGCAGUGUGUUAAUUUAACACUGAAAAGUGUGGGCCUGUAUAGACACUGGACCAGUGUUAAAUGUAACACACUCAGUAUUGAUUUAACACUGGAGAAUUUGCUGUAUAAGAUCUGAUCACAAUCAGAUCACAAUGCGCCUGUCUAAAAAUGUGGGCACAAUCAGAAUGUGGACAAAGGACACGUUAGCACAAGGUAUAAACGGGGCUACUGUUCAUCAUGUCUGUGUGACUGUGUUGUGCCACAGGAGAUGCCACUGUGCCAUCUUACCAUAGCUGUUCUCUGCCUUUGGUGUGCAGCAGGAGCUUUCUUAUUUCAGUUAUGAUCAAGUCCACCAGGUGGCAGUAUUGCAUACUGGUAGUAAAUUCAUCUCUUGUCUAGAAAGUUACAGUAAUAUCACAAUGAAUUGGGAUACAUACAAUUAACAACUCAAAGAUCAUUAUAGAUAUCAAAUGCACAUCCACUGGACCACUAUACUGUGUUAUAGUUCUACCAUCAGUGACCAUCCACUGUAGGUGCCAUUUUCAUUAUGAGAAGUGAAGCAAAUUCGCAUAAUUUAUUGGUCAGUCUGUGUCUGCAUGUCUGAAUGUGUAUACGUUGUGUACGUAUGUUUGAAAGUUUUAGGGCUCUAUUUAAUCUGUAUCGCUGAAGUGUUAAGAUUGUGCGAUAGAAAUUGAAAUGUCAUUUCCGAUUGAGCCGACAUACAGUGCAUUCGGAAAGUAUUCAGACCCCUUGACUUAUUCCACAUUUAGUUACA